Molecule: messenger RNA, 1985 nt
Organism: Phascolarctos cinereus (koala)
Lineage: Eukaryota; Metazoa; Chordata; Mammalia; Diprotodontia; Phascolarctidae
Gene: TMEM114
Product: transmembrane protein 114
Cellular component (GO): apical plasma membrane
Source: RefSeq, a predicted model, not a curated record
GAGGGUGGGGAGCACAGCCCUGGAAGAGUGUAGGGACUAUUUUGCACUGGGCUGAGGUUCCCCAGGGUGAUCUUGCUUCUGCUCCCGCUCGGAUUCCUACUGCUACCUCUCCAGCUUUCCAAUACUUUCUGGCCAGGGAGACAGAAAGUGGACUGGAGUUCGGUGCGGGAUGCGGGUGCGCCUGGGUGCCCUAGCCGGGGCUGCGGCGCUGUCGGGGGCGCUCAGUUUUGUCCUCCUAGCAGCUGCCAUCGGCACAGACUUUUGGUACAUCAUCGACACUGCCCGGUUGGAACAGCGCGGCCCGGGGGGCCCGAGGGUAGGCGGGGCCCGGGAUCCCGGUGGUGGCUAUGCCGGAGAAGGCUUUAACCAGAGCCAGCUGGAGCCGCUCAGCUCGCACUCUGGGCUCUGGAGGACCUGCCGGGUCCAAAGCAAGUGCACACCCCUGAUGAACCCCUUCUGGCAGGAGAAUGUGACUGUCUCGGACUCAGAUAGACAGCUUCUCACUAUGCAUGGGACGUUUGUGAUCCUUUUGCCGCUCAGCCUGAUCCUGAUGGUCUUUGGAGGGAUGACGGGAUUUAUAAGCAUCCUUGCCAGAGCCUACCUCCUUCUCCUCAUGACUGGGAUGCUUUUCCUUUUUGGAGCCUUGGUGACUCUCUCUGGGAUCAGUGUCUACAUUGCCUACUCAGCAGCAGCUUUCCAAGAAGCACUCUGUCUCUUGGAAGAGAAGGACCUCCUGAACCAGGUGGACAUCAGGUUCGGAUGGUCCUUGGCUCUUGGCUGGAUCUCCUUCAUCUCUGAACUCCUCACUGGGGCAGCAUUCCUACUGGCAGCAAGGGUGGUUGGCUUGAAACGGAGACAGGACCAAGCAAUAUGAAAGAAUCAAAGCAGGGAGAGUCUUGGUGCUGGAGAGAAUGGGAAUUGGUGGGAGGCACUUAUUGGCUUUUGAAUAUUUGGUGUGCUAUUGUUUCCUAUUACUAAAAGAUAGCCAGAAAUGAUUGCAAGAAAGCUCACUCUCCAUUCCCCAGUGGACUUAUAUUAUGGCUUGGCCACUGUCUUAUUAUAUGUGCCACUCUUGCUCUUGUAUCUACUAUUUAUCUAUGUAUGUGUGUAAUUGUGUAGGCUAGGGUGGACGUUGUUCCUUAUGUAUAAGCCAGCGAGUCUGAUGAAAUGUAGUAUGGCUUAGCUUUUGAGUGAAAGUCUUUCAGAUUUCAGAUUUCUGAUACUCUUGUCAUUUUCCAUUAUGUUUCACAAAACUCUUAAAAUUCCUUGUUUGCCAGUUGUGUUCAUAGCUUCUGUCUGAAGUGGAGAUAUAUUGAAUUUUUAAGUAUACCCAUUUUUAUAUAUAUAGUAUAUCCAAUAUGCAAAUAUCAGAAGUUAGAAGGCUGAUACAUUCAGGAGUGUUUAUUCAUAUUGAAAAAAAAAAGGAUUUUUCACUUUGCACUAAAGUUCAUUACAGUGUUUCAAGUAGUCAGUCUCUUGCCAUAUUUAGAAUAGAAUUCCAUUCUCACAUUUUUGAUUUUGUAGACUACUUGUUAGCACCACAUCCAGUGCUCAUAAAGUGAGGUAUACCUGUGACUCAAAGGGGCUUUAAUGAGAGUAGUAAGUGUUGUGGUCUCUGUGCUUCAGACAAGAAGCACACUUCCACUUUGGUGAAAUAGCUACACUGCUCCUGGUUGGGUGCUGCUAUUCUGAUUGGUGUCAUUAUUUAUUGAUGUCUGGAAUGGGGAGUGCCUUUCUCUGAAAUGCUAUUUAUCAAGUUUCUUCUCAAUAGAUAAUCCUCCUUAUAGCAUUUCCAGGCAGGGGUUCCUGACAAAUGUUGUCCCUUAUUGGUAGUACUAUCCAAGUUCUUUGGAAGCUAAUGGCAGCUCUCUUUCCUUGGGAUAGGAAAUAUAUCACCUGAACAUGUUUAGUACAGAUUUACUCAGUCUUCUAGGACAGGGAUUCUUAACCUUUAUUGUAUCACGGACUCCUUUGGCAAUCUGGUG